Messenger RNA from Glycine soja, 1245 nucleotides. RefSeq names its product cationic peroxidase 1-like. Gene Ontology annotation, molecular function: peroxidase activity; heme binding. The record is from RefSeq and is a predicted model, not a curated record. Bases 63 to 1064 code for a protein of 333 amino acids. Gene Ontology annotation, biological process: response to oxidative stress; hydrogen peroxide catabolic process. NCBI's taxonomy places the organism in Eukaryota, Viridiplantae, Streptophyta, Magnoliopsida, Fabales, Fabaceae. The transcript has 4 exons.
UGGCCAUAACCCACCCAACAUAUAUAUUCUUAAAACCUCUACUAGUAGAAGUACCCUUUGCAAUGGCUGCAAUAAGUUCUCUCUCUUUGUUCUUCAAACUAAAGUUUUCGUUGAUUUUAAUUUCAUGUGUUAUCGGGGUAACUUCAGCUCAGUUAUCCUCAAAAUUCUAUGAUAAAAGUUGUCCCAAAGCCCUUACCACCAUUAGGAAAGAAGUGGAACGUGCUGUGCGCAAUGAGAGUCGCAUGGGGGCCUCCUUGCUCCGACUACACUUCCAUGACUGCUUCGUUCAAGGAUGUGAUGCAUCGGUGUUGUUAGACGACACGGCAAAUUUCACUGGCGAGAAGAACUCAUUUCCUAAUGCUAACUCCCUUAGGGGUUUUGAAGUCAUAGACAACAUAAAAUCUAAGUUGGAAGGCAUGUGUAAAGGUGUUGUCUCUUGUGCUGACAUCUUAGCCGUUGCUGCGAGAGACGCUGUUGUUGCUCUUGGUGGACAAAAAUGGGAAGUACAAGUAGGCAGAAGAGAUUCAACCACAGCAAGUUUAGACGAAGCCAAUUCAGAUUUACCAGCUCCCUUUUUGGAUCUUAGUGGCCUCAUCACUGCUUUCGCCAAGAAAAAUUUCACUACCCAAGAACUUGUUACUUUAUCAGGUGGUCACACAAUCGGACUAGUUAGAUGCCGUUUCUUCAGAGCGAGGAUUUACAACGAGAGCAACAUAGAUCCGACAUUUGCACAACAAAUGCAAGCAUUGUGUCCCUUCGAAGGUGGUGAUGACAAUUUGUCUCCUUUCGAUUCCACCACACCAUUCAAAUUUGACAAUGCAUUCUACAAGAACUUGGUGCAGCUAAAGGGUGUAGUACACUCGGACCAACAACUCUUCACGAACAAUGGAUCUGGUCCCACAAACGAUCAAGUAAAUAGAUACAGCAGAAACAUGGGAAAUUUCAAGAAGGACUUUGCAGAUGCAAUGUUUAAGAUGAGCAUGCUCACCCCACUAACUGGCUCCAACGGUCAGAUUAGGCAAAACUGCAGGCUAGUCAAUCCACCAUCAACCACUGUCUCCUGAAUAAUGUACACUUGUUGAUAUCAAUAUUAAUAUUUAUGGCUACGAUGCUUAAUUUCAGGGUGUAUUCUUUAAAUAAAUUAAAGCCUUGCAUGUUAUUGAAAUUAUACGUUAAAUUCAUCGUCAAGUGUAAUCUAAUGCAAUUUGUCAAUUAAAGUAUGCUUUUGUAUUGAACUACUACUAA